UAUUAAAGACGCGCCCUCCAUCCACGCGCUCACUGAUCGCACCCAUGCACGGAGCUUCACACCUCUGCAGCGCGCACUGAGCUCACAGCACCGGAUCCAUCCAUCGCUCUGAGAGCAGCAUGAUGCUCGUGGUCGUGAUAUUGGCGGCGCUGCCCGCCUCCGCCGCUGAAACCCCGGACCCCCCACCCACGUUCAGUUACGAGGACUCAGCCAUCGGGCGCGUGUUCAGGUGCAGUCUCUGCCGUCCGGGCAGGCACAUGAGAGCGCCGUGCACGCGCAGCGAGCCUACAAAGUGUCUCCCGUGUCCGAGCGGCCAAUACACUCAGUACUGGAACUACCUGCACCGCUGCCUGCCCUGCCGCGCGCCCUGCGAGCACAACCAGCGCGAGCGGCACGAGUGCACGCCCACCUCAGACCGAGAGUGCGAGUGCGCGCCCGGUCACUACUGGCGCGCGGAUCAGUGCGUGAGGCACACGCGCUGCGCCCCAGGGUUUGGCGUCAAACGGACUGGCACCACACACACAGACACAGAGUGUGAUAGAUGCCCGCCAGGGACGUUCUCUGAGGGUAACUCUGUGUGCAAACCACACACAGGCUGCAGCGACUCACUGUUCAAGGUCUUUCGGGGGACCAGCUGGCACGAUGAUAUGUGUGUGUCCUGCAAUCAGCUUAGAAAUGGAGAUGGCAUAGCUUUACUCCAAGGCAUUUUGCCCAUGUUCUUCACCCAAAAGCUGCGAAAUGGCAAACUGAAAAGGUUAGUCCGUUUGCUUGAAAUGCAGGAGAGGCAUCGGAGGUCAGGCUCCAACAAACGGGACGCGCUGUCUCGCUUGAAUGAAUGGACUAAAAGAGCUCAGGACCAUCAGCUUUGGGAGCUACCAGCGAAGCUGGAAAGUUUGCAGCACCACAACAUCGCAAAGAAACUGAGGAAGAUGUUAAAAGAUGUUCAGGGUUCCUCGUAUUGUACUGACAAAGAUGUAGAAAUGUCAGGUUAGUCACUGUGUUAGUAGAUUACUUACUAUAAAUGGUGUAUACAUUUUAUGAACAUAUAAAGGUCAUUACAUUUCAUUCAUGCAUACAGGUAAUAAAGCACUGGAGUCAUUUCUACUGCAACAAUAAAUAAGUGCAUAAAUAAGCUUUUUUUCAUGUAUUAUGUUUUGCCUACUGUUGGUCUUUAUGUUACUGUGUAUUGUGAAUUAAACUAGUCGUCUUCUUGUUCUUCA
Messenger RNA from Pygocentrus nattereri (red-bellied piranha), 1220 nucleotides. RefSeq names its product tumor necrosis factor receptor superfamily member 6B-like. The transcript has 4 exons. Gene Ontology annotation, molecular function: protein binding. The record is from RefSeq and is a predicted model, not a curated record. Lineage: Eukaryota; Metazoa; Chordata; Actinopteri; Characiformes; Serrasalmidae. The coding region runs from base 120 to 992 and encodes 290 amino acids.